CUUUACAUUUUAUGCUGUGCUUUCUAAGAAACGCAUCUGUUGUGUGUAGGCCUAUCCACUCUGUUCUUUGUCGACUAGCCGAACGCGCGAGACACCUGCCUAGCCUUUGGUGUUUGGUGUAAAGGGAGAGAAGUUUACUGACUGCUAAUUCCAUUUAACAAGAAUUACCUUGCGUGUACAUCCGUCCAAAUAUGUCUGAGCAGUUUCUGGAGGUUGACAGGUUGCGUGCCGAGCUGUUAGAAAACAUAAACAAAGUUGACAGGUCAUCAAAAACAACUCAGGAUGACUCAAUUAGUGGGCAGGAUGUUUUGACGCGAAUAGAGGGUGUUGUCCUUGACAUUGUAACCAGUUUAUCCAAAGAGGAGGCACCAGUGCUCGUCCUGCAAAAUCGGAGUAGUUGGUCCAAUAUAAGCUUUGACAGCGCGGUGGGCCUUCAGAUGAGCUCAGACAUUUCCGUCGUCACCCUCCGCAGUGACUGCGCCUCAUCCGUCAGCAGGUUCGCACUAAUUCUGAAAGUCCUCUCAACUAUUUACAAACUUGUUCAGAGCAACUCCUACGCUACCAAAAGGGACAUUUAUUAUAACGACACACAGCUGUUCCGCUCGCAGAAGACAGUAGACGCUAUCGUAGAUGACAUCUCUUGUAUGCUCCGGGUCCCUCGCAGAAACCUGCAUGUGCUUGCCACGUCAAAAGGGUUCAUCUCUGGUGAUCUGUGCUACUUGGAGGAAGAUGGCACGAGAAUCGACUGCAGCUCCAGUUCCACUGCUGUUCCCGUUUCAUCCAACGUGUGUGGUAUAAGAAAUAUUCUGUCAUCCGCCAAGUUCGUGCUGAUUGUGGAGAAGGACGCCACAUUCCAGCGGUUGUUGGAUGACGACUUCUGCACUAAGCUGUCUCCAUGCAUCAUGAUAACCGGGAAAGGUGUUCCCGAUGUGAAUAGCAGGCUGAUGGUGCGCAAGCUGUGGGAUACCUUGCAUGUGCCCAUCUUUGCACUCGUGGAUGGAGACCCGCAUGGCAUCGAAAUAAUGUGCAUCUACAAGUAUGGAUCGGUGAAUAUGUCUUUUGAGGCCCACAACCUGACCGUUCCCAGUGUGCUGUGGUUGGGGCUCCUGCCGUCCGACAUUGAGAGGCUCAGGGUACCACAGGAGGCUCUGAUCCCACUGACCCCCAGAGAUAAGAGCAAACUGCAGAGCCUGAAGAGCAGACCUUACCUGGCCUGCCAGCCCGAGUGGAAGACAGAGAUGGAGAUCAUGGAAAGACUCAAUCACAAAGCAGAGAUUCAGUCUCUGGCAUCCAUAGCCCCUGACUUCUUGACGCGUGUGUACCUGCCUAACAAGCUGCGGUAUGGAGGCUGGGUUUGAGCUCAGCACCCUCUGCUGGACAAAGUACCACACUACCUCUUACAACUCAUCUGAAUGUUGUUUUAUGUCCUUUUUGUGUGUGCUGCUUUAAUUAGGUGCUAUGGAAGAAAAAAAGAAUAUGGCAGAAACACAGGUAGAAGCAUAAAUAUGACUAUGACUAAGCAAUGAACUUUGAGCGUAUUGAUUGAUAGAAAUACAGGUAGUAAUAUAAACAUUGCUACAGUGCAAAUUGGCAAUGAAAUUUGACAUGGUUGGCAUUGGCCUUGUAUUUAAUCAUAACCUUAUCUUUUAUAAUACUUGUGACUGCCCUUGUUAAUUUCUGAAAAAUAUAUUUGUUUAAAUAAGAGCGAAAAACCCAAACUGACAAAUUCAUUGAAACAGUUCAAAUGUGUUUUCCUGACAUACAUCUGAAAUAUAUUCAUAUUGACAGAUUGCCUUAAAGGGACAGUUUGGUCAGUUUCAACAUGCAGUUGUAAUGCUCACACUACCCUGGACUUGUCAGUGCCUGAGAUUUUUUUUUCUUCUUCUUCAGCCGUUUCCGAGAUCCUGGUCAUUGUAAUGGGGGCAGCUCUUUGUUUACAUUUCAAAAAAACAUUUUUAUUUAUUCCCAAAAACAUCUAAAAGGUUAUAAAACAUCAGCAGACAACUAGCAAACAGCGGUACCUUUGGGGAAAAUAUUUGGAGUUGGCCUAUGUUUCAUUUUUUAAAAAUGUAAACAAACGCUGCCCCCAUUAGAAUUGCUCAUAUCUCUGAAAGGGCUGAGCCGAAAAAUGUGGCAUCACCAGGUACUGACAAGUCAAGGGUAGCGUGAGCAAUACAACUGCAUGUUGAAAUUGACCAAAUUGUCCCUUUAAAUAUAGGAAUAGCCUACAGAUGAUGUAUAAUGCAGUAAUUAUAUAUUAGCGAGCUGUAUCAUAUUUAGGCAACCAACAGGCAUACUGGAAUCUGUAAAAUAUUUGCUUAUUAAAGUAUCACUUGGUAUCCAGUUGUUUAGCAGAUUUACUGUAACCAUAUUGUUGCUUGAAUACGGUUUAAUAAGUGUAUAAUGAGUUCAUCUUUUAUAAUGACAGGCAAUGUUUGUAACAUGCUAAUAAUACCAAUAAAUCUCAGGAAAUGUA
Molecule: messenger RNA, 2476 nt
Organism: Engraulis encrasicolus (European anchovy)
Lineage: Eukaryota; Metazoa; Chordata; Actinopteri; Clupeiformes; Engraulidae
Gene: spo11
Product: SPO11 initiator of meiotic double stranded breaks
Exons: 13
Coding region: 192-1358 (388 amino acids)
Biological process (GO): meiotic DNA double-strand break formation; reciprocal meiotic recombination; meiotic DNA double-strand break processing
Cellular component (GO): nuclear chromosome
Molecular function (GO): ATP binding; DNA topoisomerase type II (double strand cut, ATP-hydrolyzing) activity; DNA binding
Source: RefSeq, a predicted model, not a curated record